Molecule: messenger RNA, 1198 nt
Organism: Thalassophryne amazonica
Lineage: Eukaryota; Metazoa; Chordata; Actinopteri; Batrachoidiformes; Batrachoididae
Exons: 6
Coding region: 127-1179 (350 amino acids)
Biological process (GO): response to bacterium
Source: RefSeq, a predicted model, not a curated record
UGUUUGAGCCAAUCACAAUGAUUUGCCUUUUAAGUCUACAAAUGUUUGUGUAUCUGUCAGCCUGAGACCAAAUUUUCCAUUUGGUGUGAAGACAUCAGCCGUGAAACACGACACUGUUCUACCACAAUGAUCAGGAGACUGUUCGCUUUGUGUCUUCUUCGUGCAGUAUCUCUGAUUCAAACUUCAGAGAGUCCUCAACAGAUCUCCUGGACUGUGGCUGAAGUUGGUGGUUCUGUCAGUUUGUCAUGUCCACUCCCCAAAAACAUGAUAAGAUUUUUUGUCUGGUAUAAACAGACUCCUGGAUUUAUAACUGAAACAGUUGUUGAAGGAACGUACGGCAAAAUAACACUGAGGGCACAAUUUAAUAAUUCACAGUUCAGACUGACUGAAGGAGUUGGCAACUAUUUUCUAACCAUCAACAAUGUCAGCAAAGAGGAUGCAGCGUCUUAUUUAUGUAUAAGUGUGACAUAUGGAGACAUGAAGAUUAGCAGCACAUUUUUGGCUGUGAAUGAUUACAGGAUGAAAUCUUUCUCUGUAAAACAAAACCCAGAGACUGAGUCGGUCCAUCUGGGUUCCUCAGUAAACCUCCAGUGUUCACUUCUCUCCAAGAACAAAGGAAAAAGAAUUCAGUGUCCAGGUGAACGGACUGUGCACUGGUUCAGAGCUGCAUCAGGAGAACCUCAUCCAGGCUACAUUUACUCAGACGGACACACGAGUGCUGAGUGUGAAGAAAGGAGCUGCGUCUACAGUCUGUCCAAAACGAUACAGAACCCCUCUGAUUCUGGGACGUACUACUGUGCUGUGGUCACAUGUGGGAAGAUCCUGUUUGGACAAGGAACUACAAUACAGAUAAGACCAGAACUGGACCUAGUUGUUCUUGUACUUGGAGUGCUGUUGGCCUGCAGUGUGAUUGUGAAUGCUGUUCUUAUUUUCUACAUCAAACAAGGAAAAUUCUGCCCACGUAAAGGAGCAAGAAGUUCUUCCCAUCAACUUGGACAUGAAGAGUCAACUGCUGAUCAAUCAACUGAUCUAGUUGGUGAACUGGAGGCAGAGAGCUACGUAACUCUACGUUUCUCCACAAAACCUGCAAAAAGCAAGAGGAGGAAGACAGAGUCACAACAAGAGUGCACGUAUUCUGCUGUGAGACUUCACCACAGCCAGAACCAAAGCACUUUUUAAGCAGAGCAGCAUCUGCACG